Suillus plorans is the source of this 842-nucleotide messenger RNA. RefSeq lists its product as uncharacterized. The transcript is spliced from 2 exons. The record is from RefSeq and is a predicted model, not a curated record. NCBI's taxonomy places the organism in Eukaryota, Fungi, Basidiomycota, Agaricomycetes, Boletales, Suillaceae. Bases 187 to 645 code for a protein of 152 amino acids.
ACUCGAUGCUAUAUCCUCCACUAAGAAGACACAUGGUCGUGGCAUGAGUGGAGAAAUCGUACAGCACUCGAUACAGGACGAGGUACCGCUUGGCAGAGGGGCGAUCCCUGACCUCUUGAAGUUGAUACCAGCUAUCCUCGUGCUUCGGUAACAUGCAUCAAUCCGGUGACAGCCUGUCGCGCCGCAAUGAUUCAUGUGUGUGGCCAUGGGGUGUGCUUUUCCUUUGCGUCCACACUCCUAGUAUGCAUCUCGCGCGUCAAUCCUGUAUUGUUGUAUUACCUAAUUCGUUCAUGUAUGUUGAUUUUCAGACGCAGUGUCAAGUGUUGUCUCACUGUGUCAAGCACCCGGUCAACUCUCUAUACUACUCCGCACCACCACGUCAAGCCCCAACCAUGGCAUGUCAAAAGCCUCGUUUGGGCUGGGUCAAGCACCACUCACACCACGACAAGUUCUCCCAAACAUCUUCGCAGUCUCUGUACUAAUAUCAACAUCCACACUCCAUGCCGCGUCAAGACCUACUAUCAGUGCCGCGUCAACCAUAGCACAUACCGCGUCAGUGCCAUGUCACAUGGUCACGCAGCGUCACGGCCGCGUCACGACCGCGUGAAAAUAGCUACGCCCGGAGCCCCUGCCCCACCAACUUAACAGUACUUAUCUCCGGAGAAGGUUACGCGCGUGCUAGUCCUUGCGGCGGCACACAGUAGUAUCACGUGCAUAGCUUAAUCUAAGCUUCAAGCCUGAAUAGGCUUCCGCUCGAUAUUUGCAUCAUCGCGAUGGUGUUCUAUCAUUCACUCCCGCCCAUUCAGGUACUUAGGUCCAAGUAGUGCUCACAGUCUUAUUCC